AUGCUCUCAGUCAAAUUCACACGAAUGUCAAAGACUUUUAUGUUUGGUUCUAUAUUAUCAGCAAUGAUUGUGCUCUUAUAUCUAACUUUAUUUGACCGUGAAGAAAUGAACUAUACAGCUCUAUACAAUACAUAUAAUCCAACCACUUUUGGUAGCAGGCCUUCUUAUCAUAAUGAAGAACCAAAUAAUGACAAAGUUAAUGUUAAUCAAGAAUCAAAGCACACUACUCAAAAUGAUAAGGUUAAACUUGAACCAGUGGAAAAAUUAUUUGAUGAUGAUCAACUACUUCAAAGAAUCAACAAUGAUAUAAACAACUUUUGUCCGAUAUCUACUUUUUUCAACGAUGCUAAAGUCAGACAAUUACCAAUAGAGGAACAAAUAUUCCAUAAGACAAUGUUAAAGAAAUGGGUCAUGUUAUAUAAUUCUAUGGGCUUUAAAAUUAACAUUUUACAUUAUAAUGAUGCUAUACAAAAUUUAAAACUUGAUCACUUGAUUGAAAAUAAAAUUCUUUUCAAUAAGAAACAUCAAAUCAAUGAAAAUUAUUUAAAAUUAUUAGCUUAUGAAUCUAAAGAUAUUGAUGCAGGUCUAUAUUCGGACUAUACAAUAUUUCCAAUGAUCUCUAAAUCAAACCAAUUGGAUCAACUAAGGUAUAAAUGUGAAAACUUCAAAGGUGUUACUAGACUAGAUGGAUAUGAAUAUCAAUUAUUCCAAUCAGAUAAAGAUUCAUUAUCCAAAUUAUUAAACAAUUUCAUUGAACAAAAAGAUACCAAAAUUGAAGAAUCUACGAAAUUUAAUGAUCUUUUCGCAGAUUAUUCAUUGAAAACUAUGAGUAUACUCUUACAUUCUAAAAAUAUUAAAUCUUUAUCAACUAAAAUCCCACAAAUCUUGGAUAAUCAUUUAAGAUCAUACAAUUUAAUUAAUAGAUUUGAUAAAAUCAACAUUUUGGAUCCAUUAUCAAUAUCAUCAUCACAUUAUUUUGCAAAAUCAUCAAUCCCAUUGUUUCAAACUUUAACUAAUUGUGAUUCAAAAACAUCUAAAAAUUUACCACCACCAACAAGACAAUUUAUGAAAAUUUUUAAUGAAAAAAUCUUGAAUGAAUUACCCGACCCAAUAACUAUUGAAUCAAGUCCUGAAUAUAUUAAUAAAGUUGGGAAAUUAUUACAAACUUUAAUUGAUUCAUUAAAAAUUGAUCAUGGGAAAUGCAAAUCAAAUUUGAAAGUAAUUAUAAGUAAUAAAUUAGAACAUAGUGAAACAUCAUUAAAUUUAAUUUUCAUUCCACAUCCUGCUUCAACUUUAGCAGCAUUACAAAUGAAUGAAGGAACUUUAAUGAAUGGUGAAGAUAUUGCAAGAUUCCAAAAUAAUGAUUUCUUAUGGAGAAUGUUACUUACAAAUUUUGAUGAAAAUUAUUUGAAAAGAGCAAUUAAAGAGAAGAGAUUAAAUUAUUUAUUUUUCAAUUCUGAAUUGAUUGAUGAAAAUUCAUUAUUGGAACAAAUUUCAACAUUUUUAGGAUUUGAAUUACAAUUAAUUGAAUCAAAUAACCCAGAAAGUAUUGUUGAAAAACAUGAUAAUUCAAAAUUCUUGGAUUUAAUUCUUGAUGAGAAAAGAACUUUAUCAGAAGUUGAUUUGAUUAAAAAAUUAGAUCAUGUUAAAGAUCUAGUUUUAAGGUAUAAUGAACCAAUGCCAUUUAUUUUAAAUGAACGUCAAUCUAAAGAAAAAUUAGAACAAUUUAAGAUUAGAUUUAAAAAAUUUAAAAUUUAA
Molecule: messenger RNA, 1758 nt
Organism: Hansenula ciferrii
Lineage: Eukaryota; Fungi; Ascomycota; Saccharomycetes; Phaffomycetales; Wickerhamomycetaceae
Exons: 1
Coding region: 1-1758 (585 amino acids)
Source: RefSeq, a predicted model, not a curated record